AUGGACCAGUCAUCGCAGAAAAGAGUUUCCAAAGCAUGCGACGCGUGCAAGCGGCGAAAGGUGCGCUGCAACGGCCAGACGCGUUGCCAGCAGUGCGCCCACCUCGGACUGCGAUGCAUCUACUCGCCAUCUAGCAAGCAGAGAUCACAGGGCAAGAGAGGCCAUAUCAUUUCAGAAUUCAGAACCCAGACGUCCACCUCGCCUGCCACAGCCACGCCCAUCCUGCCCGCUCACCCAGGCCAAGCCGCCUACCAGGCCGUAUACACUCCCAUUUCGCCCACCGUCACGAGCAACGAAGCCGAAGCCACAUCUCCUGUUUCUUCUCUGACGUCGCAGUACACCAAGUCGUUUUUUCUCGACCUCAUUCCCGACUAUGUCGAGGGUGUGUAUCCCGUGCAUCCUGUCAUUGCCGCGCAUGAGCUUCGUCAGUACAUCGAGGCCAUGGACACUGAUCCAGAUGUGUGCUCCUUUGUGUAUGCUUUUGGUGGCUGUACUCUCAAUCUCACUCGCUAUGGCGACCGCAGGACAGACGAAGUGGUGCAGACGAUUGAAAAGCUCAUGGACCACUCCAUCGACACCAUGCGCCGCUCCCACAAGCAUUGCCACUUUUCCGUCAUGCGAGCAGUCCAGUCCAUGUUUAUCCACAAUUGCCUGAUGAGCCUGCAGGGCAGUGACGCCGCCUUCUUCUACAUGCGCGACGCAAUCACCAUCAUCCAGCUGCUGAGGAUAGACAACCCGGAGAAUGCCGCACAACUGUCUGCCCCGGAGCGCUCUCGCAGACAGCGGCUGUACUGGCAAGCCUUCAUCCACGAGCGCUUCCUGGCCAUCCUCGACUAUCGCCGCGCAAUUCUGCCCCCGCUCUACACAAUGCCCGAAGACGACCCCACGCUGCCCAUCCAUGUGCACGAGGGCUUCAGUCAUAUCAUCAAGCUAUUCAAGCUGCUGGACACGGAAUUCCUCAACAGCUGGCUGGAUUCGCAGGGCGCCAACGUCACCAGCACCUGGGUCGAGGCCAAGUCGCGCGAGCUCGAGGGCGACCCUGAGGCGGACGCGCGUGAGCUAUCCAUGUUAUCCAUGAUGCAGCGCGCCGAUUUGUGCAUCACACGCGAAUGGCUGCGCACCUUGGUGUGGCGCCUCGCUAUGAGCCAAACGCUGCUUUCCUCGCGCUCUCCCAAAGAAUGCCUAUCGCUCCUGUUCCCCGUGCGACUCUCGCAGACGCUGCGGCAACUCGUCUCGAGCAUGUCGCGGCAGGACAUUGAGGUCCAUGGGACAAGCAUCACACAGAAGCUGUUUGAAAUCACAGACACCAUUGCCGACGUGCUGAUCCACGUGCCCGCCGCCACCCUUGACGAGACAGCACUGCGCAUCGACGACUUUCUCUUCAUCCUCGACUUUGUCCUGCUCAUCCCCCAUCUCGACCACACCCGCCGUGGUAUCUUGCUCGAGAAGCUGGAGCGGCUGCAGACAAUGUUCCCAGAGGUCCUGAGUAAUGCUAGCUCUCCGAAUCUGCCCCUCGAUGUGCAUAGUCCCCCCAGUGGUGGUGGCAGCAACAACAGCAACAACAACAAAAACAACAAUAGCCGCAAUAACAGCGCUGGUCCCAUUGUGCCAAGUGACCCUUGGUAUCAGGUCACACAGUCCAAGACGGCUGCAGGACUCGAGCUCAUGGCAGACGGGCAUGGAGUACUUCAGGCGCCAGCAGCCCAAGGAGCAACACUACCCAGAGGCGAGGCAAGGAGCGGCCUGUUGGCUACCUGGAACAACAUCUCCAGGCGCCUGACCAUGCAGGUGGCGACGUUCGGUGAUGGAUAA
Messenger RNA from Bipolaris victoriae FI3, 1812 nucleotides. RefSeq lists its product as hypothetical. NCBI's taxonomy places the organism in Eukaryota, Fungi, Ascomycota, Dothideomycetes, Pleosporales, Pleosporaceae. Gene Ontology annotation, biological process: regulation of DNA-templated transcription. The coding region runs from base 1 to 1812 and encodes 603 amino acids. The transcript has 2 exons. Gene Ontology annotation, molecular function: zinc ion binding; DNA-binding transcription factor activity, RNA polymerase II-specific. The record is from RefSeq and is a predicted model, not a curated record.